Molecule: messenger RNA, 2355 nt
Organism: Schizophyllum commune H4-8
Lineage: Eukaryota; Fungi; Basidiomycota; Agaricomycetes; Agaricales; Schizophyllaceae
Exons: 3
Source: RefSeq, a predicted model, not a curated record
AUGGCAGACGACGUUCGUGCCUCGAAGGCUCGCAACAGGAUUCUAUACGUCGCCAACCGCGGCUCAGACUCAGAGAGCGAUGACGACCAGCCCUAUGGCCGACGCCUCCCCAGCACCAGCCAUUAUCAAGCUCAGUAUUCGUACCAGCCACCGCCGCUUCCGCCGCAACCAAGCCCGCCGAACCCAAAGCCCCUCCCGCAGAUCACGACCGCGAUGAUGCCGCCCAGCUCUGCGGCCUAUCAAACCUCCCAUCUAUCCCUCUCCUCGCCCUCGAGCACUAGCUCGCACGCAGCGGACGAGUCCACUCCGCCACCAACCACCCCCAAUGUCCUCCAGCCUCCAUUUGAUCUCAAGGGAGAGGGACAGUCCAAUCUGGACCCUGUCGUGGUAGCGCAUGCUGAUCGAGUCGAACGUAACGAUGGGCAUCCGCAGAACUACUACAGGCCACAUUAUCCUGCGUACAAUAGCACUCCCAGGUUGCCGUCGCAAGGCUCGUCGCAAAGGGAUAGCAUGUCGCCUACAACGCCUGAUUCAUAUGGUUCAAAUUCGAGCUACGCGUCAUCCAGCACCACGGUCGCUAGCAAGGUCUCCAUCCUGGUUACCCUGGACUCCGAACGCUACGUGACGGUGGACAUUAGCGGGGCGAAGGAUGCGGCAUUCAUUAAGGAGUGCAUCUUCACGAAGUUGAACAUCUAUGAUGAUAGCGAACAGCAACACUAUGCCAUCUAUCGCACCGAGAUUGGCGCGUACGCCCUUGGCGAUGCUCUUCCGGAUGAUCAAUUGUUCGACCUUUGUCGGAGAGAGGGCGACUCCAAGGGUGGCCUGAAGUUCUUCGUGAGCCACGCAAGUGCGCCAGUGCACGAACCUCCGACGCCACAGUCAGCAGUCUCACCUCCCGCAACUAUCCCACCUCCCGUGCUACCUCAAGCGACUGUUCCCAGCUACGCGCCACUGCAGCCAUUGCGUCGCUCGCGGUCUCGGCACGGCAGUGUCUCCUCCGCUAGCGAACAUCCUCCAGAGGUUGCUGCAGGGUACGAGGCGGACGUUGAUAACAACGAGUCUAACCACGACCGCCGCCCCGUACGCCCCUUGCCAACUUUAUCCUCGUCUCUACCGGUGUCGAGUAUUCUGUCCCCUCCGGCUGUAAACGGGCAGCGCUACGGUAACCCCUCAACAUCCCCUCUGCCCUCGCGGCCUUCAUCUCCGCCGCACGCGCGUCCCGAGGCACUCACUUCUCCGUCCACGACGAUCGAUCGAUACGGCAAAGAGGUACCCAUACCACCUCCGCCGCCACCGUUAUCACCUCGAAAAACGUCUUUCGAAGUCUUGGACGAGGAUAGCAAUAUCACACCCCCGGCGACGCGCAUGCCUCACGUACGCUCUGCAUCCGACGCGACCGCCCAGCUCGAGCAACUCAUGUCGAUGAACCCCACUCCACCCUCGCCCUCGCCGCAUAAUGGCGAUGACGAAGGUCGCCAUUCACGUAACAAGGCAUCACAAGGGGGUCGGGCCCGGCACGAUUGGAAAGAGAACAGUCCCAUUCGCCGGAUUAAACGGCACUUGCACGACAAGGAAGAGUCGAACAGGUCGGAAUCGUGGGUACUCGUAGAGGCUUCGCAGUUUUCGGAUCCAGCAUCUCCGAAGCAGUCACCUUCAUCCAGUCGCACAAGCCGCAAUUACCUGCAUCCGCAACGGUACAAGCCAACCUCGUAUGCUAGCAGAGGAUUGGGACUGAACCUUCCGCCGGCGCCGCGCGUCGCCGCACCCGUCCCCCCUUCCUCGGGUGAUGUACGCACGUCGGCCUCGAGGCAGCACGUACCGGCGCAAUGGCCAGUUACGUGGAAAGGCGAGGAGAAGGGUGGCCAGAAGCCGCUGCCUCCCUCGCAGCCGCAAUGGAGCAGACUGACGAAGACUGCGAAGAGCAUGGACAACUUGCGAAGCAGCUUUAACCACCCUGCAACGUUGCAGCCUGGCGCUAGACGGACCAAUGGCCAGCUCCCCGUGAGCCGGCCGUCGAAUCCGUCCACGCGCGACCUCGCUUUUGCGUCUUCUUCGCCGGGGCAGAACCCGACGGCGCAUGCCUCGAGGCCGCCUAUUCGGGCGCUGCCCAGUCAGGGGCGGCCCUUCCAGCACUCGACCAGCUACGAGCCGUCCCCGACGCGCUUGCCUGUCCAGUCCGGUGGUUUAUCGUCCCCGCCGGAGCCUUUCCCCAGACCGUCAUCCGCUACCGGCGACCAUGUCAUCUCGCCCACCUCUCGCCUCACGAACUCUUCCGCCUAUGGUCGCUCCGAGUCUUCGGACUCAACACGCUCGCCGCGCGCAAUGUCGCCCAUCCGCCAGUUGCCUCUACCCGGA